CACACACACACACACACACUUACACACACACACACACAGGCCUGAGUUCAGAUCUCAGAACUCUGAAGACGGAAGAGGCAACAAACAAAAGAGACAGGGUUGUGUUCCAGUUCUGGCACAUUCAUCACGUCUGGGAAAAGAAGACAGCGGCGGGUGAAGGAGGUGACUAUGUGGAAAAACUGUGUCAGUCAACACCGUAAGCUGCCAGGAAUCAUAGAAGCAUGGGGACUCUGCUAGACACCAUGUUGAUCCCGCUGCUGUGAGAACAAGCGAAUCUGCUCCAAUUUUUUCCAGACCUCACCCUCCUCUCGAACCACCAAGUUCCUCCCCACUCCUUCUCCCUGUCACCUCAACUUUCCCCCCUUCUCUGCUCUAUUUCUUUUUUCAGAAGAAACCCAUUUCCUUUCCCAUCAUGCAUAGCAGGUGGUGUGCCCCCUCUGCCUUCCCCUGCACCUUCCUCUUUCUCCUCCCGGCCUUCUUUCUCCUCCCGGCAUCAGUGCAGGGUGACUGCUGGCUCAUCGAGGGGGAGAAAGGUUAUGUGUGGCUGGCAAUCUGCAGCCAAAAUCAGCCUCCUUACGAGACCAUCCCGCAGCACAUCAACAACACGGUGCACGACCUGCGGCUGAACGAGAACAAGCUGAAGGCCGUGUUCUUCACCUCGCUGAGCCGCUUCACCAACCUCACCGACCUCAAUCUCACCAAGAACGAGAUCUCCUACAUCGAGGAUGGCGCUUUUGCUGCGCAGGCCAACCUGCAGGUGUUGCAGCUGGGCUACAACAAGAUGACCAACGUCACUGAGGGGAUGAUGAGGGGCCUGGGCCGCAUGCAGUGCCUCUUCCUCCAGCACAACCUGAUUGAGGUCAUCUCCACCAACGCCUUCUGGGAGUGCCCGAGCCUCAGCAGCAUCGACCUGUCCUCCAACAAGCUGGCGCGCCUGGACCCCUCCACCUUCACCGUACUCAAUCGGCUCAUGGUGUGCGAGCUGGCGGGGAACCCUUUCCAUUGCGGCUGCGAGCUCUACGGCUUCCUCACCUGGUUGGAGGCCUUCAACAACGUCACCCACACCUACGACCGGCUGCAGUGCGAGUCGCCCCGGGAGCUGUACAACUACCCCCUGCUCAGCCCCCUACCGGGCCACGGGCGCAACGCGAGGAACAUGCUGUCGUCAAUCUGCCGGGACGGGGUGUUCAUCCCUGGGAUGACGUCCCUCCCCCCAGACCCCGACUCCUCUGGCAUGGGGCCGGACUUUAUGGACCGUGUCGGGCUGUACCCGCAGCCCACGACGUCGUCUUCCUCCAUGGACGCACUCGGUCCCAGCCUCAAGCUGCGCCAUGUGUCCUUCUCAACAGCCUCCCUCCUGGUGAUGAUCCCCAAGCCGUUCAGCAAAAUGUACAUUCUGGUGCAGUACAAUCACACGUACGUGUCCGAUGUCAUGAACCUGAACAAAAAGAAGGAGAUCAUCACUCUGAACAAGCUGAAGUCUCACACGAACUACACUUUCUGUGUGGCGUCCAUCCGCAACUCGCAGCGCUACAACCACACCUGUUUGAGCUUUGCCACACCCGUGCCAGAGGACGUGCCCCCCACACCGUCCACCACCACCCACUACAUCGUGACCAUCGUGGGCUGCCUCUUCGGGAUGGUGAUCAUCCUCGGCCUGGUCUACUACUGCCUGCGGAAACGUCGGAUGGCAGAGGAAAAAGAAAAGUCCAUCUGCGUCAAGAAGACCAUUCUGGAAAUGAGGUACGGCCCCGAGGCGGCCGCGGCAGUUGCCAACGACCCCUCAGGGGUGCAGAAGCUCCACGAACAGGCCCACCACCAGCACCACCACAGCAAGAUGCCCAUGUCCUCCUCCUCCAGCUCGGGCAUGCUGCACGGCUCGGGCAACACCAGCUCCUCGCGCCUCUCCACCAUUCCCCAGGUGGAGAAGAUGGCCACGGCCUUCUCUGAGGCAUUGGGCAGCAGCAAGGGGAACUACAUGGAUGUGAGGACCUUUGGGGGUGGGGACGACAGGUGCCGAGAUGGGAAGGGGGGCCAAUGUUUGAGGGAGCAGGACCUCCGUCAGGAUGACGGGAGCGACCUGGGGGACGACUCGGAUGACGACGGCCGGGGCUCCACCUCGGAGAUCUCCACCAUCGCCAUGGAGGUGGACAAAGUCAACCAGAUCAUCAACAACUGCAUCGACGCGCUCAAGCUUGACUCUGCCGCGGUGGCAGCCGCCUCAAACACGGCCACCAUGGCCUCUGUAAACCCCACCUCCUCUCCACCCACGUGCACCUCCUCCCUGACGAAAGGACUCAUCCCCCACUCCCCAGGAAUAACGGAAAACUGCCACAGGGUGCCGUCCCCUAAAAUCCCUCCGCCACCUCCGCUGCCUUUUCCAGGCUCCAUGGUCGAGAGGCCAGGGAUCACAGGCGGAGGCUUCAUGUCGCCCCCUUACCGCCCGCCUCCCCCCGCCAGCGCUGUACGGCCCAUUCAGAGACAGAUGAGUGCAGAUGCUGCCAUGAUAGUUGGCGCUGGAAUGAAGUAUUCCGGCUUGUCCUGCGGAGUAUCCGGCAAAGGUGGCCGCGUCUACAGCCUUGAUGUCCCUGAGCCCCGAAGCCCAGACCCCUGCCAGUACCAAGAUAAGGGCAGCCCUAUUGGUUGUGGGGAGCCCUUGGAGAGGCUUCCUCUGGUGGGGCCCGGGAGUGGGGGUGGUGGGUACAACAUGGAUGGUGCUGGCAUGGAUGGAAUAGCCAUGCAGCAGCAGCACCUGGAGGCGCACCCGGACUACCACUGCUCGGAGCACCGUCACUCAGUCCCAGCGCUCUACUACGAGGGCUUGCAAGAUUCCCCGGCCCAGAGGGCCUCCUUCCUGAAGCCCCUCUCGCGCUCCAAGAGGGACGCUACCUCGUACUCGCAGCUCUCACCACGCCACCAGAACUACGAGGGGUACUCCUCCAGCCCCGAGUACUCGACAGAGAACACGCUCCGGAUAUGGGAACGCUUCCGCCCGUACCGGAAAGGCCCACGCGACGAAUCGUGCUACGUCACAGCUGGCAACGCCCUUCGCAAGAAAGUCCAGUUCGCCAAGGGGGAAGAUCUCCACGACAUCCUUGACUACUGGAAGGGUGUCUCUGCACAGCAGAAGCUGUGAGCAGUCAUCCCACACUGCCUGCUGGUCUUUGGUCUCCAUGGUGUUGGUCCGUGAUGCCUAAGAAGGGCUCUGAUUGGCUGUUGGCUCCAGAAUCCCUCUGCCUGGUGACAGUGAGAUCACAUGCAGAAAAACAAGACUUUUUAUGGACUAUCUAUGUACGAAGAAGACAAACCACCACAGUAGACACUAUUCCCUUUGGAGAGCUGUGCGUCUUCCUUUCUGGAGGAAGCAAUCACAAGCAAAAGACUGGAUUAGGGGGUAUAUCAGAGAAAAUCACUUUUCUGACCAACUGCAAGAUGUAACAUUACCCAAGAGGGGUACUGCUACCGGAGGCUUACUGUGACAAAACCCCACUAGCAAUCAUAGGAAUGCAACAGUAGGGAUCCAUCCAUGACUGCCAUUCAUACAGACAAUGUUUCUUUUUUUUAACAAUAAACUUGUCAGGCAUGGAGGGUGAUGAAAGUGUCUUCCUUUUCUUAGCAACCGGAAGUUGAUGAACAAAAAUCUGUCUACGCCUCUGUACAAAACGAUUGCCCGCUAUUAUGAAGACCCAGUUUUAAAACUAAGAGAAAUGUUGUAUAGAGGACCAUUGUUGAAUCCCGUAACAGUGUGCCAGGAUGGGGAUUUUGAUAUGAGUAGUUAUUCCUUUUUAAGAUGUUUUUUUUUGUUCUGUUCUUUUUCAGAGGAGCAAAAGACUGCAGCCCUGUAAAGUGCUCUCCUCUUCAAGGACACUGUGUUAUAAAAAUAACGUUUUCUGAAUGUUUACAUGCUCUUCAAUCAAUAUGUUCUUGCAAACUGAAUAGACAGAAAACAGCCUUGGACAUUUGAUGCUGAUGUUUCCCCCUUUCCCAGCCUCUCGUCCAUUAGCAUGACUGUGAAAGGUCUAAUUAGUAUUCCAGGCUAAUUAUCCCCUUUCUUUUUUUCUUUUUUUUUUUGGCCAUCUCCAAUUUUAUACAUGGACGGCGCGUCUUCACAUUUCCAUGCAUGUCUAUUAUGGCCCAUUGAUGCUAAUCUUUGUAAUUUGUGGUCUUUUUAAGAAAUAUUUUUAUGUACUAAGAAAUGUGUACAGGAAGUGUAUAAAUGUUGCUGUAAGAUGACUUAAGAUGAUCUCACUCCAGCCUAACCUGAUUUCUAUAUUAAGUAUAUAGGAAGACAAUAAAUGGACCAUCGUCAUA
Molecule: messenger RNA, 4311 nt
Organism: Clupea harengus (Atlantic herring)
Lineage: Eukaryota; Metazoa; Chordata; Actinopteri; Clupeiformes; Clupeidae
Gene: elfn2b
Product: protein phosphatase 1 regulatory subunit 29
Exons: 3
Coding region: 413-3136 (907 amino acids)
Cellular component (GO): plasma membrane
Molecular function (GO): protein binding
Source: RefSeq, a predicted model, not a curated record